Molecule: messenger RNA, 1613 nt
Organism: Hirundo rustica (Barn swallow)
Lineage: Eukaryota; Metazoa; Chordata; Aves; Passeriformes; Hirundinidae
Gene: RIOK2
Product: RIO kinase 2
Exons: 9
Coding region: 40-1590 (516 amino acids)
Biological process (GO): maturation of SSU-rRNA; protein phosphorylation
Cellular component (GO): preribosome, small subunit precursor; cytosol; nucleus
Molecular function (GO): ATP binding; protein serine/threonine kinase activity
Source: RefSeq, a predicted model, not a curated record
GGCGGAUAAAUCUGUUUUUAAUUACUGCUUUAGGUGGAAAUGGGCAUGAAGAACCAUGAAAUAGUUCCUGCUAGCUUAAUUGCUUCCAUUGCCAGCCUUAAACAUGGCGGCUGUAAUAAAAUUUUGAGAGAGCUGGUGAAGCACAAACUUCUGGCUUACAAACGAACUAAAACUGUCCAGGGUUAUCGGUUAACUAAUGCAGGAUAUGAUUAUCUGGCUCUGAAAACUCUCUCUUCCCGACAAGUCAUCAAUUCUGUGGGAAACCAGAUGGGUGUUGGCAAAGAAUCAGAUAUUUAUAUUGUUGCCAAUGAAGAGGAGCAACGGUUUGCGCUGAAAUUGCACCGGCUGGGGAGAACCUCCUUCCGCAACCUGAAAAGCAAACGUGACUACCACAAGCACAGGCACAAAAUGUCCUGGCUGUACUUGUCCCGGAUAGCAGCUAUGAAGGAGUUUGCCUACAUGAAGGUUUUGCAUGACAGAGAAUUUCCCGUUCCAAAGCCCAUAGACUACAACAGGCAUGCGGUUGUUAUGGAGCUUGUUGAUGGAUAUCCUUUGUGCCAGGUGCACCAUAUAGACGAUCCUGCUGCCGUCUACAGUGAAUUAAUGGACCUGAUUGUAAAACUUGCCAAUCACGGUCUGAUCCAUGGGGAUUUCAAUGAGUUUAAUCUCAUCUUGGAUAAUAACGACCAUGCCACUUUGAUUGAUUUCCCUCAGAUGAUUUCAACAUCACAUGCAAAUGCUGAAUGGUAUUUUAACAGAGAUGUUAAUUGUAUUAAGGAGUUCUUCAAGAAACGCUUCAGCUAUGAGAGUGAGCUCUUCCCAACCUUCAAAGACAUCAGGAGAGAGUGUUCUCUGGAUAAAGAGAUUGCUGCCAGUGGCUAUGCAAAGGAAAUGCAGGAAGAUGGUGAACUGCUUUACCCUGCAGAUUCUGAUGAGGAUGACAAUACAGAGGUAUUGGAAUUUGUGGAAGAUGCUGAGAAAGAGCUCAACUUCUUCAACAAAAAUGAAGAAAACAGCGAAGACCUCAUGUGUGAAGUGGGUGAUUUCUUUGAAAGCAGAGCCUCUGACAGCGCCAUGAGUAGCAGUGAGGAAGAGGCUGAUGCAGCUGAACAUACACAAAGACUGAAAAUGUCAGAGUUGAGUUCAGCCUUGGAAAAAGCUGAAGGGCCAGCUGUGCCUUGGAAGUCCAGUGAAGAUGCAGAGAGUGGUGCAGUUACUUCUUUUAAGGGCAAAAGAUUAAUUGAAAAUGCUGCAGAACAGGAAGGUCAGGCAGGUCAAGGAGGAUUCUGUGAGUGCAAGGAGAAUGAAGGUGUGUGCCCUGAGCUGGUCAACUCAUCAGCUUUAAAUGAGGAAUUCAGUCAUUACAGUAGUGAAGAGUGUAUUGUUCCCAUUGCUGGGCACAGAACAAGGACUAAGAGCAUCACAUCAGUCAGAAGUGUUGGGAGCUGUUCAACCAUUCCUCCGACAAGUGAUGCAGUUAAACUGUUUCCCAUCAUUGAGAAGAACUGCACGCCAGGAACACCAAAGCCGCGUUUCCUGCUGAUCAUGUGGAAUGUCUUGAGCUGGGCUCAGUCAUCUGCAGUGGCUUGACGGUGGAGAGAAAAGAGCAGAGA